AGCUCAUUACUCCUGAAUCUGUGUUUUUCACUUCCUGUCUUACAUUACGUCACUUUCUCUCAGGAUGACAUCAGUCCCGUGGGCGGCUUCUCUCUGAGAGCAUGUCUGGUUUCCUCGCUCGGAGAUAACGGAGUUCCCUCAGGUGUUAAAGGAAACAUUCAGGGCAACCUGUUCAAGAUCAUCACUCAGGAGGACACUCAUUACUUCAUCCAGGCUCCGACUCAGCAGCAGAAGAUGGACUGGAUCGAGGCCAUCCGACAGCAGACAUCGAGCAGCGGGUCAAACGUGUUUUAAUUAUCCAGCUAGAAAGACUUUCACAUUCCAUGAAUGUAAACUGUAGCAGGAGAGAGACGAGGGCCAUGCAAUUUAAAAAGGAAAGUGUUAGUGGUUAAGAACAUUUCAGAUUUUCCAUCGCUAAAAUCUAAGUGCUUUCAGGAUGAUUAUUCAGUAUUUAAAGUUUUAAAAGGAGGAUUUAAAGGCUCUAAAACAGGGGUGUCAAACUUCGGCCCGCCACUUCAU
Notothenia coriiceps (black rockcod) is the source of this 519-nucleotide messenger RNA. RefSeq names its product pleckstrin-2-like. The record is from RefSeq and is a predicted model, not a curated record. The transcript has 2 exons. NCBI's taxonomy places the organism in Eukaryota, Metazoa, Chordata, Actinopteri, Perciformes, Nototheniidae. The annotation marks the transcript as partial.